AGAAACUGCCUGAUUCACCAACCAAAAACAAUGGUUUAAUUACAUAUCUUUUAUUUUCAUAUAUAAGUCAAUUUUAGCAAUUAAAAAUAUACAUGCGCGUGUUUGGUAUGUAAUGGUUUCAUGACGCACACUUACUCAAGAUUAUAUGGCUCAGGUUUCUGCUGAACCUUUAUCGCAUCUCAUGUUUUCUCUAUAAAUACUCCCCAAAUACUAACCUAAAUCUCAUACAAGUUCCUCCCAUCUUAAGUCAUCACCUCUCUCGCGAUAUAUUUGAUCUGAUCUACUUAAUAACUAACAGAAACCGUAUAGUACUUAGUCAUAUCAUAAAAUGGCUAAGUUCACAACUUUCUUCUUUAUCAUUGUUCUCCUCCUCUGCUCCACGCAAACAAACGCAUCAGCCCAGCCUACUCCAACGUCCGUUUAUCCGGGAGAAAUCUCCGUUGAGAAAUUAGAACAAGGAGAGGAAAACUGCGAAGGUGUUGGAGAAGAAGAGUGCUUCUUGAUACGAAGAACUUUGGCUGCUCAUACUGAUUACAUCUACACACAAAACCACAAUCCCUAAAUGAUUAAUUAGCUUAUAAUCAUUCAUUGGAAUACUUUGGUAAUGAUAUAUUGUAUCAUUGUAUUUUCUUUAUUAUCAGUCAAACUACUUCACAUUUGUAUUUAUCUAUAUCACUUGAUCUGAAAAUAUGUGUAUUGAUUAUUAGUGGAAAAGUUAGGUACUAGUAGUAUGGUUUCUUUUUCGACUAUAAUACGAAGUGAUACCUAGCUAGUCACUCUGUUUCUAAA
This is a messenger RNA of Brassica napus (rape), 789 nucleotides long. Its product is annotated as phytosulfokines 5-like. The record is from RefSeq and is a predicted model, not a curated record. Gene Ontology annotation, biological process: cell population proliferation. Gene Ontology annotation, molecular function: growth factor activity. NCBI's taxonomy places the organism in Eukaryota, Viridiplantae, Streptophyta, Magnoliopsida, Brassicales, Brassicaceae. Gene Ontology annotation, cellular component: extracellular region. The transcript has 2 exons. The coding region runs from base 329 to 562 and encodes 77 amino acids.